CCUGAGAGCUAAAUAAGGGAAUCUUGUCAGGUUUGACAGGGUCACGCACCCCGCCCCUUCCCGCCGAAGGAAAGUUCUUGGCGCUUACGGGUAGAAAAUCACAUUCCAUGGGUACCCCUUGAUUUUCUCUUUCAGGUGGUACUGCAACAGGAAUGACGGUGAACACACCUCUCUGCUUUAGAGGAAAGAAAAUCCUGGCUCCAAUGGUACGAGUGGGAACAUUACCCAUGCGUCUUCUUGCUCUGGACUAUGGUGCUGAUAUCGUGUACUGUGAGGAGCUGAUUGACAUAAAGAUGAUGCAGUGUAAGAGGGUUAUAAAUGAAGUACUUGAAACAGUGGACUUCGUUGCACCUAAUGAAAGAGUUGUUUUCAGAACUUGUGAAAGGGAGAGGCACCAUGUUGUCUUUCAGAUGGGUGGUAUGGGAGCAGCACUGCUAUCCGAUCCUGACAAAAUAGAGUCUAUACUGACUACCCUUGUUAAAGGGAUUUGUAAACCAGUAACCUGCAAAAUCCGUAUUUUGCCCUCAGUUGAGGAUACUGUGAAUCUGGUAAAGAGAAUAGAAAAAACUGGUAUUGCUGCCAUUGCAGUCCAUGGAAGGAAGAAGGAGGAGAGGCCUCAGCACCCUGUCCACUGUGAUGUGAUCAAAGCCAUAUCUGAAGCAGUCUCCAUUCCAGUAAUAGCAAAUGGAGGAUCUCAUGACUUCAUCAAAGAAUAUACGGACAUUGAGACCUUCCGGAAAGCAACAGCUGCCUCAUCAGUAAUGAUAGCUCGUGCCGCCAUGUGGAACCCAUCUAUCUUCAGAAAAGAGGGUCUUUUCCCCUUGAAGGAAGUCAUGCAAGAUUACAUCAAAUAUGCAGUGAGAUAUGAUAAUCACUAUACCAACACAAAAUACUGUUUGUGUCAGAUGUUAAGAGAACAGUUGGAAACUACUCAGGGUAAGAAGCUGCAUGCUGCACAGUCCACACAGGAGAUCUGUGAAGUCUUUGAAAUGGCUGACUUCUAUGAAGAAACAACAGCUGGUUUUGAAACAAAGAAAACAUCUUUAGAAACUGACACACAAGAUGAAGAUGACCAAAUGGAAGAUCCAGAUGUAAUAAAAAUGGCUGUUAGAUUUGACAAGCGAGAAUAUCCACCACAGAUUACUCCAAAAAUGUAUCUUCUGGAAUGGUGUAGGAAAGAAAAGCAUCCUCAGCCUGUUUAUGAAACUGUUCAAAGGCCACUGGAUAGAUUAUUCUGUUCAGUAGUGACAGUAGCUGAGCAAAAAUACAGAUCAACUCUGUGGGACAAGUCAAAGAAACUAGCAGAACAGGCUGCAGCUAUUGUCUGUCUGAGAACAUUGGGUGUUCCAGAGGGAAAGCAGAGUGAGGGAGAAAAUCACCUGAUUAACAAACGCAAGAGGGAAGACCAGGAGCGCUUGAAUAACAGAGACCAUGGAGAAGAUCUUGCUGAGCCUUCCCAUAAAAAAGCUAAUUUUAUUGAAGAAACUUCUGACAUGAAUGUGCCUCAGAUGCCACGAUAGCAUGGAAAUUAGAGGGUUUGUGCCUAUGCAGCUACAAAUUAGCUCCUAUUUGUAUAUCUUGCUGUUCACGUUUCAUUCAGAUCCUCUUGGAGGCAGAUAAAUUCCCCAGUUGUUAAAAAUGCCAAUGAGAUGUUUACUGUUCACCACUCACUGUCCCUAUGGUGCCUUUCAGACAGGGUAAAUUAGUAACUUGAUUUUAAAGAACAUUGAGCAGCUUAUACUAAACAAUAAAUUUUUUAAAAUAUCAGAUAUUUUCAAAGCAAUUUUGUCACUGGUUUUAUUACUUGUUUUUUAUUUUUAAGAAGUCUACAGUGUGCUGGUAAAAGACAUAUGAAUAAUCAUUCAUAAGCAGGUGGAUUCAUCAUGGAACUAUGUAGUUAAUCAGAAAAUUUAAUGUAGGAAAAUAUUAGUAGCUAAGUAGACAUGGCUUUGUCACAUGCAUUUUAUGCAUGUCUUGCAAGCUUUAUUUACAACCGUCAUAUAUCAAAAAGAAGUUUUUUGCAGAGAGGACUUAGAAAUUAAAACACUAAGCAUGAAAAUAACAUUCUUCUUUCAUAAUUUCUACUACAUUUUACCCUCCAGAAAUAGGACAAUAACAAUUAACCAUCCUUUCCUGGUCUUAGGUAUUACAGUUGUGCCUUUCCAAUAAAGAGUUGGAGCCAAGCCUGGUAGCCAUGUAUUUGUUGAAUGAAUGCACUCUAAGCUGUUUUCUUCUUUUGAGCUUGGAAGAUCUAGUAAAUGUCUACAUGUAUGUUGCUUGCAAUAGUGGGCAUCCAAAUAUGGCCUUAUGUGUUUGUUCUUGAAAUGAGACCUAGUUUGCCUCAGUAUUUAGCUGUGAGCAGUACUGGUGGUCUUAAUCAAAGGCACAUGUUUUCUUCUUUGUUUGCCAUCAUCAUAACUUCCUAUUAAAGUAAGCUAUAAAUACAUGCUGUAUGUGGAAAGAAGAUACAGACCCAGUCUGAUUUCAUGGUAAUCCAGAUGAGCUUGUCUGAUUUAAAUUAGAAUUUUGAAUCCCCCAAAAAUGACUUCAUGGAUUAAGAAAAUUGAGGGAUUUAAGUUACUAAGAGUUUAUUGAAAUGGUGGUUUAGUUUCCCUCAACAGAGUGAGAUACUUCAGAUUAUUAGUUCUGGUCUGAAAACGAAAUGACAGGGACAUCAUGUUUUUCCUCAAGUGAUAGUAUUCUUUUACAAUGGAAGAACAAUAUCUCACCAGAUAAUAUUCAAACUUGUGAAAUUAAACGUAUGUGUGUUCAUAUUUAAAAUGUCGCUGUUUACAUCAGAGUAAUUUAUAGAACAUCUAUACAGUCUAAAAAGAAGAAAGUUUUGCUUACUCAUUUUGUAUAUUGCAGUAAAUGCAGUUACUUAUGAUUACUUACAUUUAUUAUAACUUUAGGAGUGAAAUUCUAGCACUAAGCAGCAAAAGAAUUCGCAGUAUUAAUCACAAAGUUCAGAAGUAGACAUUUUCCUAUUGUGAGUGCUAUUUGGGGUAUCUUGUUUUUUGUCAGGACUACUUGGAGCCAUCAUAGAAUAAUAGAGAUAAAUGUCAUUCUUGGGUCCUGAUAGCAGUCUGGCGUGCCAGGUCUAAUAUCAUAGAAUGUUUGAGCUUGGAAGGGACCUCUGGAGAUCAUCUGGUCCAACCCCUCUACUCAAAGCAGGGUCAACUAGAAUGAGUUUCCCAGGACUGUGUCUAGUUGGGUUUCUUGUAUCUCCUGGAACUGAGACCUUUCUUGGCAACCUGUUCCAGCAUUGGAUCACCCUUAUGGUGGAAAAAAAGUGGUUUUAAAGUGUUUGGGUUUUCUUCUUGUGUCUGCAUGGAAUAGCCUGUAUUUCAAUUUGUGCCCAUUGUCUUUUGUCUUGCCACUUAGAAGAAUCUGGCUUCUUUUCUUGUCAUCAUUGUCUGUCUAAAAUUAAAAUUGAAUGUUUGGAUAAACCCCAGUUGCUAGCGGUGGUGGUACCUAAAUACAGUGUGGACUUGUGUGGCAGCAAUUACUAUGGGUUGGUGGAAAUUACGUUGGAUUGUGACUAAUUUAUAGAUAAACCAACCAAGGGGAGCACAUAACUUCUGUCUUGACUCAUAGAAAAGCCCAAAGAAAAAUCACUCAGGAGAAAGUCUGCCACAGCUGAUACGGACCUCUUUCAGAAAAGGGAUAGGAUCAUUCAGUAUAGGAGCCGAGGCCUUUGUAACAGUAUUUUUUCUUUUUUCCUGUUCUGUUGUUCUUCUGAUAUUUUGUCACACAAUAUGAAUGUGCAUCCUUCCUACCUCCUUAGUGAGGUGUAGCCUAUGUAGACUUUUCACACUGUUUCCUUCCAGAAAUUGACUUAAAAUGCAAUUCAGAGCACAUGUUUAUGGUGAGAGAUAGGUGACUCCAGUGGCAGUUGAGAAUGCUCAGCUGUUCAACAUAAAACCAAAUUUUACACAGACUUCUGCAUCAUCUUGUCAAAAAUUCACAUGGAACUAUAGCUGAAGAUAGAUGCCUAAGCAAAGGUUGUAUGAAUACCCUAGCACGUAGAUACUUUACUAGUCAUCUUAUGUUACAGAAUAUGUGCCUUGGCUUGGUUGAUGGAGAGAAUUGGAUAAUACUGGACAUAUAGCUUGCUCUGGGCUGAAACAAAUACUGUGUUAAUGCCAGCCUGUAAGUAUAGGUAUUGUAUUUAUAUUAAAUCAAAUGGGUGCUAAAAGUUGAGAGGUGUGUUUGUUUUCUAUUAAGUGCAUGUUUUCAAAUCCUUACUUAAAUUACUAUGUGGUCACCAAUGCUUACACUUACUCCUCGUAAUUUAUUGUAAUACUUGUAUACAUCAAUGAGGUUGUCUGUGCUGUAGUUAUGGAUGGCCAUAGCUAGGCCAAACAGAGCAUGUGAAAAUGAGAAUGAGGAGUCAUUCUGUUGGAAUGAACAUUCAGUGCUAAAUAUAGAAGGGCUGUAAAUUGUGGCGAAUGGCUAGAAAGCAUAACGUUUGACACCCUUGAUCAGUUUCAAAAAGAAGUAAAGAAAAGCUGCAAUUGUAUAUAUGUGUGUGUAUGUGUCAGAAUGUUUUGGCUUAAUGACUUUGUUAUGUGAUUGCAGUUGUGUUAACUCUAUUACAGCUAACGUGUGACUUAUUAUCCUGCUUUGAUCAGUCAGUUAAUCCCAACCAGUUCUACUGAUAGGAUAGUUAACGUUUGCCAUGUAUGUUCCCUUCUUAGCACUGGUUUUAAAGUAAUUACUUCAGUGACCAGUGCUUUUCUUCUAGCAAUUGUUCUAUUCACACUAAUUUUAAAGAGCAAACUGCAGUGGUGACUCGUCUGCAUGAGAUUCUCCUGUGCUUCUCUUUUCUGCUGUACCUUUCAUAAACAGAAGGUGGCAGAUUUUUUAAAUUUUUAAAUUUUUUUCAGGAAAAUGCGCUGACUUCUGCAGUAUGUAAUGGUCCAGCCAUUGCACUUCUGCAUUCUUUCAUACGGUGGCAAUUGAGACCGCAGUUAGGUUGGAGGAUAUUUAACCUUACUCUUCAGAAAACUUUAUUUUUUUUUUUUAAUUUCAAUGUGGUGUAAAUACGAUACUUGGUCAAUACUCACCAAAGCUGCACUCUAUUUUAAGUGUUUGCUUAGUAAAAAUGCUUCACUAUUAAUCCUAUGGAAUUCAGUGAAGCAACUGUUUUUUUUUCUAUCACAAGGCUACAGCAAGCAAACAAAAAAGUAGUUGUUUUGUUGCUUGGUACUGAUGCUGCAGAAACUUUUCCUAACGAUACCUGCCAAAGUGUGAUCCACAGUAUGGGGAGUACUGUAACUCGUCCUCCCUGUAGCCUGCAUGUAGCCUGCUUAUUAGAAAUGGGAAUGCAAAGAUAUUUUUACUAGCCUUUUAGCAUCGAUGCGCUUGCUGUGGGGCUACCUCUGGGGUCUUGCUGGUUGGAAUGCUUUUUGGAAUGUCCCAGGCUCUGAGCCCAACCCCGCCCUGGAAUGUGAGGUUAAAUGUUGGUGGUACAAAUACAGAGUUUGAAUAUCAAAAUCCUAGAGUUCCCCAGUACUGCAAUUUCAGAAAGCUGGCAAGUGAACCACAUGUCAGCUCAGCUGCUCUCUGAUUCAAAGAGUAAGCAUGCCUUGGGUUGCUGGGGGAGGAGGGGGAGUUAGGAUGUUUUUUGUUUUGGUUUGGUUUUUACUUACCCGUUAGGACCUGCAGAAGGGCAUGCUUUUCAAAGACGUUAACUGACAAGAUAGCAAGAGGUCCCAAACAGGUGUUAGCUAGAAGUCUUCAUUCACAAAAGCAUUUUAUUGCCACUUCUUUAAUCAAACCUACAAGCUCAAUAUAUGUGAGAGCUGUUGCCGUAAUAAACAGGAGUUUACUUUUGUUCGGGCUGUAAGUCAAGAAGCUAUGUUGAUGAGAUGGCCUGUAAGGCUUAAGUUUCCGUCUGUACCACGGUGCAGGAGGCUGAUGUUUGAGGCUUUUAAUCAGAGUUUCUGAUGACAAAGCUGAUGAAAAACAUUAAAAGCAAGAUGCAAAGCCUUUGGUGAGGAGGGAGUGCCUCAUGUAUUGUUAAACAGCAGUUGCCUAGGUCAGUUAAGGAGAAGAAUUGAUGAGCUCCAUAGGGAGUCUAGUCCAGUCAUCCUUACUCAAAGGAGUAUUAACCUCAGUGGUUUUAUGAGAGGAGGCUUAAAAAAUAGACAACAUUUGUGGUGUUCACUUAGCUCUCAAAUGAAACUGUGUUGUAGGAGUUAAUGUGAAUCUGCCUGUUAAAUAUCUAUUAGAUAAAUAAAGAAAUACUUUUCCCUUGCCCUGGCAUGGUGGGAGAGUCUCUGUUUUCCAUUUUUAGAAAGUUAUUGUCUGAGAGGGAUCCUCUUGUGAGAGUUUACAAAGCACUGUA
Molecule: messenger RNA, 6352 nt
Organism: Egretta garzetta (little egret)
Lineage: Eukaryota; Metazoa; Chordata; Aves; Pelecaniformes; Ardeidae
Gene: DUS2
Product: dihydrouridine synthase 2
Exons: 13
Coding region: 153-1520 (455 amino acids)
Biological process (GO): tRNA dihydrouridine synthesis
Cellular component (GO): cytoplasm
Molecular function (GO): tRNA binding; tRNA dihydrouridine synthase activity
Source: RefSeq, a predicted model, not a curated record